GUCAUUGUUGGUGUGUAGGAUGCCGCUGUGGGUGUCUAUCAGGCGAAGAGGUAUAUUCGCUAAUUUAUCGUCGAUUAUGUUCUGGAAAGUCUCCCGUAGGUUCUUGAGGGUAACCUCGGGGUCUUCAACAGGGCUGUCGGCUCUGUCGGCAUCCUCCACAGUGCUAGCAAACUCUUGGGCGGGGGCGUCUGAAGAUGGGGACAUGGAUUGCAUUUCUGCCUCUUGCGGGGAUUCUGUCAAUAUGGACAAGGAAUCUUGGCGAAGUGAUUCGUCUUGUGGGAGUUCUUCUCUUGUUUCUUCUCCUUGAGCGCCUUCCGGGGCGGGCGUCGAGUUGUCCUCGAUGCCGUCUACGGGGGCUUCAACGGAUAGCGCAAGGCGAAUUUGUUCAAGGAGGAGAGGUGCGCCAGUCUAGUAGCAAGCGUGACGAGAUGCAUUUAUACGUCUAA
Suillus subalutaceus is the source of this 446-nucleotide messenger RNA. RefSeq lists its product as uncharacterized. The coding region runs from base 195 to 446 and encodes 83 amino acids. The record is from RefSeq and is a predicted model, not a curated record. The transcript is spliced from 3 exons. Lineage: Eukaryota; Fungi; Basidiomycota; Agaricomycetes; Boletales; Suillaceae.